AUGUUCAAACUCCUUUGCAUUUGUUUGCCCCUGUUGGCGAGAGUGGCGGUGGCUGUCCCAGCUACACUCAGUGAAAGAUGUGAUGAUCCGAAUCCAUCACCUUUCGCCGAGCCUGCGGCAGCCACCUCGAGCGGUCCUCUGCCGUUCGACACAGAGACGGGCGAUGUAGAGCACAUCCACCUAGAGCCGUUCGAUGCAGUGCCAGUCGGACCCGAGCCUGUCGACUCAUGGGUCAGCAUCGAGGACGGACACGGCUCGGAGGUGGUGGGACCGUCGCGGAAGAAAAACGUCGUCUACUUUGCCGACUGGAGUAUCUACGACGCAGCUUUUCUGCCUCAGCAGCUCCCGGCAGAGGACAUCACGCACUUGCUGUACGCAUUUGCGGGGAUCGCAGACGAUGGAUCUGUCAUCUCGAUGGAUCCUUGGGCAGACGAGGAGAAGAUGCUCUCCGUUCCUGGAAGAAACGAUUCCCAGGGCCCCGGCGAUGUUCACGGGGCAGUGGAGCAGGUCUUCUUGCUCAAGAAGAGGCAUCGUCAUAUGAAGACGUUGCUGUCCAUCGGCGGCUGGAACAUGUCGCAGUCGGGCAAGUUCGGGCCCGUCCUCAACACAAGCGAGGGCCGAACACGCUUCGCCAAGACGGCGGUCAACCUGCUCGCCAACUGGGGACUCGACGGCAUUGACAUUGACUACGAGUACCCCAUCAACGAGCACGAUGCCCGGACGUUCGUCGACCUGCUGAGGGAGUGUCGAAAGGCCUUGGAUGAGUACGCGAGCCUCCACAGCCAGCGGUAUCACUACCUCCUUACCGCGGCGGUGUCUGCUGCACAGCAGCACUACAAGUGGCUGGACAUGCCCGCGAUCGAUCGAUAUCUCGACGCGUGGCAUCUGAUGGCCUACGACUACGCCGGCAGCUGGGACGACGAGACGGGGGACCAGUCCAACGUCUUCCAUGACGAGGCGAACCCGAGCAGGACCAAGUCCAACUCCGACCAGGCAGUGAACGACUACGUUGCCGCGGGCGUCAACCCCGAGAAGAUCAUCCUCGGCAUCCCCCUCUACGGCCGCUCGUUCCUGAACACGGACGGGCCCGGCAAGCCGUACAAGGGCGUCGGGCGGGGAUCGAUCGAGAAGGGGGUCUGGCUGUACCGCGACCUGCCGCGGCCCGGCGCCGUCGUCGACGUCAACCGAAAGACCAUUGCCGCCUACAGCUACGACAACGCGACCAGGGAGCUCGUCACGUACGACAACAUGGAGACGACGACGCUCAAGGCGGAGUACCUCGUCGACAAGGGCCUCGGCGGCGCCGUCUUCUGGGAGGCGUCGGGCGACCGCCAGGGAGACGAGAGCCUGGUCAGGGCUGUGGCGAGGAAGAUGCGCCACCUCGACAAUUCCAUGAACAUGCUGAGCUAUCCCCAGAGUCACUACAGCAAUAUUCGGAAUGCGACGAGGUGGUGA
This is a messenger RNA of Trichoderma citrinoviride, 1455 nucleotides long. RefSeq names its product glycoside hydrolase family 18 protein. The coding region runs from base 1 to 1455 and encodes 484 amino acids. Gene Ontology annotation, cellular component: extracellular region. The transcript has 3 exons. Gene Ontology annotation, molecular function: chitinase activity; chitin binding. Gene Ontology annotation, biological process: carbohydrate metabolic process; chitin catabolic process. The record is from RefSeq and is a predicted model, not a curated record. NCBI's taxonomy places the organism in Eukaryota, Fungi, Ascomycota, Sordariomycetes, Hypocreales, Hypocreaceae.